AUGUUCCUCGGCAAGCACAGCAGAGCCCUCUUCAUCAUCGUUACGGUGACUUUUCUUGUUGCCAGCGUUUUUGCCGUGGGCCGUGUCAUCGGCCGCUUCGGCAUUGUGAAGCGCCAUGGCUGGGACGAUUAUGUCUUUAUAGCAGCAUGGAUCCUCGCCUUUGGGCUAUCAUUCACAGUCGGGUUCGGCACCUCCAUGGACUUUGGUGAUGGGGAUGGGGACACCACACGGCUGCGGACCCAGUAUACCGCCAUGGUCAUGUUCAUUCCAGCCCUGAUGACGGCCAAGAUCUCAAUCCUCUUGCUCUACCUCGACAUCGCGCGGCAGUCGCAGAAGUUCCUCCGCGUCGGGUCCUACAUCACCCUCGCGGUUGUGUCAGUCGGAAGCGUCAUCCUGACUUUCAUGACGGCCCUGCGCUGCCGUCCCGUGGAGGCGGCGUACAACUUCGCUGCCCGGGACCACAGCUGCAUCCCCAUCCAGAACAUCUGGCUGAGCGCGUGGCCCAUCAACAUCGCCACCGAGCUCGCCAUCCUCGUUCUGCCCAUCCCCGCGCUGGCGACACUGCCGUUGACGCCAUGGCGGAAGAGCAUGGUAAUCCUGUCGUUUAUCCUAGGCGCCAUCUUUAUCGGAGUCAUUGACGUGGCGCGCAUCUACAAUCUUCAGCUAGCCGUCAUCGACCUUGAGCAGGCGACCGCGCCCAGGCCCGUCAAUGUUGGCAUGGCGCUUCUGUGGUCGGCGGUAGAGGUCAACACGGCCGUCAUUGGGGCCGCUAUCCCGACUCUUCCCCCAGUGAUUAGACGACUGACGCCAUCCAACGCGUUGCGCCUCACCUCUCAUGGAAGCACGCGAACAUUGCGGCAAUUAUUUCCACCCCAGGCAGGCUCCCAGAACUCGCCAAGCCCCAAUGCGUUGGAGCAUCAC
Molecule: messenger RNA, 921 nt
Organism: Fusarium redolens
Lineage: Eukaryota; Fungi; Ascomycota; Sordariomycetes; Hypocreales; Nectriaceae
Exons: 2
Source: RefSeq, a predicted model, not a curated record